AUUGUUUCUUUAAAGUUGCACUUGCACUCAUCGUGGGCCCUGUCCAUUGUUUGGGGGCUGAGGGAUUGAUAUAGAGGGACUGAGGGCGAGAGAGAGACGCGCAUUACCAGCACAUCUGCGGUGGAGUCAACUCUUCAACUCUUCAUAUCAGACAUGGGUUGCUAUGACUGCUGUAUGCGCUGUUUGGGCGGGGUGCCAUAUUGCUCCCUCAUCGCCAUGCUGCUCUGCUUCUCUGGCAUUGCCCUGUUCUGCGGUUGCGGUCACCAGGCACUUACAGAAACAGAGAGACUCAUCGAGACGUAUUUCGCCCGAAACCUUCAAGAGUACAUCACUCUUGCCUACGUCAUUCAGUAUUUCCAGUAUGUCAUCUAUGGUUUGGCCUCCUUUUUCUUCCUCUACUGUAUCGCGCUACUGGCUGAGGGCUUCUACACCACAAAUGUUGCCAAGCAAACCUUCGGAGAGUUCAGGAGCACAAUGUGUGGCCGCUGCCUCAGCUCCUCGUUUAUAGUGAUGACGUACGUUCUUGCUGUGCUGUGGCUUUUGGUGUUUGCCUUCUCGGCCUUGCCGGUCUACUUCUUCUACAACAUGGAAGCAACUUGCCGCGUUGUAGACAUUCUGACUGAGACGCCAGCAAGUAUCAACCAGCUCUGUGUUGAUGCAAGGCAAUACGGACUCUUGCCAUGGAAUGCAAUACCAGGAAAAGCUUGUGGUAUGACCCUGUCCAAUAUUUGCAAAACCAGAGAGUAUCAGACGACCUAUAACCUGUACAUUGCUGCCUUCGCCGGGGCUGGCGUCACUCUCUUGGCUCUGCUGACCUAUACUGUGUCAAGCACCUAUAACUUUGCCGUUCUGCGGUAUCUUGGGAGAAAGGGCAUAGGUGGAAGGUGUUAGGCACCCGGCUUCCUGUCCACUCAGUCACCACUCUGACAUCUACAAGGGGAUCUGAAGGGAACGGCGACACCUUUAUCCUUUCACUUCACCUGCACAGAACUACCUAUGGUCAUGGACUUUAGAAGAUACUAUUUUAUCCUACUUUUUAUAAGAAUUUGUAUGUUUUCUCUCUGUUUCAAUUGACGCUGUGAUUUAAAGCAGGCCUUAUAUUCUUUGUUGCAUCACUCCGAUGUUUAUCUCUGCCAUCAGUUGCAGACAAAUCAUAACAGAGUACUAAUUUACUAAAACAUAGGCUAAAAAAAUCCUAUAGCAGCAUACAGCUGCUGAGCAGAACAAGGGAUUAAAGGUUAGUAUGGCCACCACGCCUCACAUCUGGUUGCUAUUGGAGUAGACAAACAGUCUAGCGGUCUCACUCUGACCUCGGGACUUUUCUCACGGGCGGGAGAAAAAAAAGCAACAAUGGAGUCAUGCCAGUUAGAAAAUCGAGCCAAUAAGGAGCCUCUGCUAGGGGCCACCUGCACUGCGAGUCUCUGCAAGAGGGGUUGUAUUACGUCUCAAAGGAGAGGGCUCUCUGGACAAAGACAGGGUUAAAUUUCUGUGACCAUCCUGUAGCCUUGCUUCAAACGGAGGCAAUAAAUGGCUUCAGAGAUUAAUUUCAGAAUUGUUAGAUCUGGUAAGGUCUGUAAAUGUUUCUCAAUGUGGGAUGGCUAAAGCACUAGGUGCUUAAUUAUAAAGUAACUUCCUGAUAUCACAACAAAAUGUUUCCUGCUUAUUAUGACUGAGUUUUGUUUUUAAUGAUAAAAGAAUUGCUUUGUUUUAAUCGUUAGCAAUUUUGUUGUAGUUAUUGUAUAACACAACUUAACUAAUUGUAGCUGAAUUUACUAAAACAUUUCUAGUGACGUCAGAAGUUUACAUACACAUCUGCCGUAUAAAUUUUAGCCUUUUGAUGAUGCAUUUGAACUUUUUUUCAGGAUGUUAUUAUACAGAAAAUUACAUUAAUACAUUAAAUAAUUGUUUAGUUAGUGUCCUAGAAUGAGCUUUAAGUUUUUUUCAGUGACUUCUCAACAGGGUUGAGGUCAGAGCCAUUCCAGAAGCUAUGGGUUAACCUGCUUUAUCCGUUCCAAAACCAGUUGUGCUGUAUGUUUGGGGUCAUGUUCUGGGUGAAACAUCACAUUCUGAUAGACUUUCACGCAUCUGAACCAGAC
Cyprinodon tularosa is the source of this 2096-nucleotide messenger RNA. It is a transcript of the gene plp1a, whose product is annotated as proteolipid protein 1a. The record is from RefSeq and is a predicted model, not a curated record. Gene Ontology annotation, cellular component: plasma membrane; myelin sheath. The transcript is spliced from 7 exons. Gene Ontology annotation, molecular function: structural constituent of myelin sheath. Gene Ontology annotation, biological process: central nervous system myelination; axon development. NCBI's taxonomy places the organism in Eukaryota, Metazoa, Chordata, Actinopteri, Cyprinodontiformes, Cyprinodontidae. The coding region runs from base 154 to 891 and encodes 245 amino acids.